Messenger RNA from Papaver somniferum (opium poppy), 921 nucleotides. RefSeq lists its product as uncharacterized. The record is from RefSeq and is a predicted model, not a curated record. NCBI's taxonomy places the organism in Eukaryota, Viridiplantae, Streptophyta, Magnoliopsida, Ranunculales, Papaveraceae. The coding region runs from base 1 to 921 and encodes 306 amino acids. The transcript has a single exon.
AUGGUGGUGGAGAUUCGGAACCGAAAAGGAUGCUUUUUGGAGGAAAAUAAUUGCGGAAAAAUUGGCGAAAUUUCAACGGGGUGGGAAACUCUUCGUCCUAAAGGGCCAAAAGGUUGUAGUUUGUGGCACAAUAUUUACAAUGAGCUUGAAUACUUUAAUAAACAUGUAAGAUUCAAGGUUAGGGCGGGGAAAGAAAAUAGAUUUUGGGAAGACUUAUGGAUCGGUGAUGGUGUGUUUUGUAAUAAAUUUCCGUUAGUUUACGAAGCUUCAAGAACCAAAGGAUGUGUAGUGGCUCGAUUAUACGAAAGCUCUAGUGACGGCAUCAAAUGGAAGUUUAUGUCUCGUGAAAGAUACUUUCAAGCUAUAUUGAGGGAGGUUGCUUCCAUAAAGUCAUCACUUGAAUCGGUUAAUAUACAAGAAGGAGGUAUAGACUCUAGAUUAUGGAUGAUUGAGGAUAAUAAUAAGUUGGACGCAUACUCGGAAAAGAAUGGAGUAAUUUCUCUUAGUGAAACGGAUGCGAUGGAUUUCCCAAGCGAGAUUAUUUGGAGUCGGUUAUAUCCUUAUAAAUUUAAUUUCUUUCUUUGGCUUCUCUGUCAUGAAAAGUUGAUGACGGCCGAUAAACUUGUUCGAAGGGGAAUGGAUGUGGAUAGGACAUGUAGUUUUUGUGAAGAAGAAGAUGAAACAAGCUCUCACUUGUUUUGUGAGUGUUGGAGAAUUAAAAGAAUUUGGACUUAUUUUGUUGAAGGAUGUGAUUUUCGUUGGAGAUACAAUGAUCAUAUUGCCACAACGAUUCAAACUUGGAGUCAUGAUUGGGGGAUAAGCGACUUAACCAUAUAUGGAACAAUCUUCCGGCCGCAAUAUGGUGGUGCAUGUGGUAGGAAAGAAAUGAAAGGAUCUUCAACAACAAAAAUAAUAAUUUAG